Vigna radiata var. radiata (mung bean) is the source of this 2531-nucleotide messenger RNA. RefSeq names its product cytosolic purine 5'-nucleotidase. The record is from RefSeq and is a predicted model, not a curated record. Gene Ontology annotation, molecular function: 5'-nucleotidase activity. The transcript has 17 exons. NCBI's taxonomy places the organism in Eukaryota, Viridiplantae, Streptophyta, Magnoliopsida, Fabales, Fabaceae. The coding region runs from base 674 to 2281 and encodes 535 amino acids.
AUAGCAAGGAUAAAAUAAAAAACUUCCUUAAGUACACAAUAGCAACUUAUGUCUAUAAUGACUUCUAAAUUGUUAGUCCUCUAUUGGUUUAGGAUUUUUGUCUUUUGUUAAUGUAUAUCUUGUAUAUUUUUUAAUGAAAAACUCAUGGUAGGCGUUACUAUGCACUUUGACAUCUCAAUUGUGCUGACACCUCAAAAUACAUCUAUCAUUUGCCAUCACAUGAAAAAAUAUUAUUAAAAGGAAAAAAAAAGGAAUAAUGAAUCAUGAAGGGAAUAGACCAAAAGCAUGAUCAGAAAAUACAAGACAAGCUUCAAAAGAAGCUAAACAUCCCCAUACAUAGGAAGUUGGAUACCAAUCUUGUAUAUCGUAUGAUAGCUAAAUCAUGUUGUGUUUUAUAGAAAUUGCCAUAUUUGUGUGUUUGUUAUAUUGAAUAUGGGUCUUGUGUCAUAUCUAAGCUUAGGCUUCAUUAAAAGCAUGUCACUGGGUUUGCUGUUUGGCCCAUUCUAUUGAGGCCCAUGAAGUACUUCAAAAUAAGUAUUUAAAGGGAAAAAAUUCUUCUUCCUUACAUAUGUAACUUGUCUAAACAAUGAAGUGAUAUAUGGUUAAGUGGAGGAAACCUUGGUUAGGUCUUCUACAAUUUUGUGAAUCUUCAAGAAGGUUUUAAUCUCUAGUAAUGGCUUUAAGAGGAAUUGAUGGACAUGCUGUAUGUGAAGGUCCAAUUGAGCAGGUGGUCAAAACAGAGACUAGAGAAGCUGAAGAUUUAUUGAAAAAAUUGGAUAUUCUGAGUCCUUCUUUGUCAAGAAAUUCAGCUCGUGGAAUAUUUUGCUCCCGGUCCCUCAAUCUAAGGUCAAUUAGUGCCAUUGGAUAUGACAUGGACUAUACCUUGGUGCAUUAUAAUGUGAAGGCUUGGGAAGGGCGGGCCUAUGACUACUGCAUGGAAAACCUCAAGAAAAUGGGUUUCCCUGUGGAUGGACUUACAUUUGAUCCAGACCUGGUUAUUAGAGGUCUUGUCAUAGAUAAAGAGAGAGGUAAUUUGGUUAAAGCUGAUCGAUUCGGUUGUAUAAAAAGAGCUAUGCAUGGAACCAAGAUGUUAUCUACUCAUGCUGUGAGGGAGAUAUAUGGGAGAGAAAUGGUGGACUUGCGGCUAGAGGGUCGAUGGGUGUUUCUAAGCACAUUCUUCUCCGUGUCAGAAGCUGUGGCUUACAUGCAGAUGGUUGACAUGUUGGAUGAUGGGGUUAUACCAGCCAAUCUUGGAUCCUUUGAUUAUAAAGGGCUUUAUAAGGCUAUGGGAAUGGCCCUUGUCACGGCACAUCUAGAAGGUCACCUCAAGAAUGAGAUUAUGUCCAACCCUGAACAAUUUGUGGAGCUUGAUCCGGAAUUGCCCUUCACACUUUUGGAUCAAAAGGAGGCCGGAAAAAAGCUUGUGCUCAUUACCAAUUCAGAUUAUCAUUAUACAAACAAAAUGAUGCAUUAUUCCUUUAAUAGAUUCCUUCCUAGUGACAUGGGUUGGCGAGAUUUAUUUGACAUUAUUGUUGUCUCGGCAAACAAACCAGAAUUCUUCCAAAUGUCACACCCCAUGUAUGAGCUGGUGACAGAUGAGGGUUUGAUGCGUCCAUGCUUUAAGGCUCAAAUUGGUGGUUUGUACUCAGGAGGGAGUGCAAAGAUGGUUGAAAGGUCCCUAAAUAUACAUGGAAAUGACAUACUUUACAUUGGUGACCACAUUUACACUGAUCUUAACCAAUCCAAAGUCCAUUUGCAAUGGCGAACAGCAUUGAUUUGUCGAGAAUUGGAAGAAGAAUAUAAUGCCUUAAUUCAUAGCCGAGGUUAUAGACAAUCACUGUUGGAGCUUAUAAAUCAAAAGGAAGUUGUUGGUGAUAUCUUUAACCAACUACAACUUACUCUACAGAGGCGAAGUAAAAGACUUAAUGCUCAAACCGUUGCUGCAACUGACAUGGACAAUGAAAACCUUAGUCAAAGCAUGCAGAAAUUACUUGUCGUCAUGCAAAUACUAGAUGGAAAAAUUGCUCCAAUGCUAGAGGCAGAUGGGGCUCUCUUCAAUAAAAGGUGGGGCUAUCUAUCACGUGGUGAUUUUUGGGAUAAAAGCCACUUGAUGCGACAAAUUGAGAAGUAUGCAGAUAUAUAUACCUCUAGGGUGUCAAACUUUCUAUAUUACACACCCUUUAUGUAUUUCCGCUCACAGGAGCAGAACCUUGCACAUGAUUCAUACACAAACUAUUGUUCUCAAGUGGAUCAGUUUCCUUCCAAUGGAAAAUUGGACUAAAAACAGAGGAUAAAUAGAAUAAGUCUAUGAAUUAUGUACUAUAUUAUUUAAAUUAGUAACAAGUCUAUGAAAGACCCUAGAUAUUGUGUUUCACAAUUCUUUAAAAGUCCCCGUAUAAAUUGAGAUUAUGUGUUUUGGGUCAACAAUAAGGAUGGCGAGGUAAGGUACUUUCCCUACACUAAGGGGUGUUUUAUUUGACUUUUUGUUUCAAUGAGAGAAAUAAAUGGAAGAGAUUGUGUUUCGGACUGAA